CUGCCUCUUUGUCCGCCGCUCGUUUGACUCGCCCUCUUAAUGGCGCUGUAUUCAUUCUUUAUCCUCACAUCCUUAAUUUUCGUCCCAGUACACGCUACCAACGAUUGGAGCAAACCUUGUUUCUACGGAGAAUGCGAAUAUUCUCUUCCGACGGAUGUACCCGCAUCAGGAUCAUUGAAAAUCUGGGGUUCAGCCGACGCACUUUCAGACAUCACACCUGCGGCCGGUUGGGAAAUCCUUGAUUGCUCAGCAGACGGGCUCGAACAGGAAAUUCGACUUAUUUGCUUGGAUAACAACACCGAUUCCACCGGUUGCGACCAUCUCUAUCAGAGUAAUGGUGCCGUGGAUAAGAUCGUCCGCUUACCGGAGAGUUGUGGUGAAAAUGCGUUCGCGCGUGUCGCUAGAGCAUGGGAUCCUGAGGACCAGUCCCUUCCUUCUGAUGUGGCUGCUCGUGUGGUUCGUCGCGAUGGGACUACUCCUCCCGUCAAGGCCUUGGCAUUGGACACAAAUUUCGCUGCUAUUAACUCUUCGAAACUUGGGACCGUCAAUUUCACUAUCGUAGGCACUAACAUCCCCGGUGCCGAUAUCGAUCUCUCCUCCGUCUCUGGGUCUUUACGGCGCAGCCGUUUAUCGUCCCGAGACACGUCUGGGAACAUACUUAGCUUCCUCGAGGAUCUUUUGGGUAUUCCCGUCAGUGUCGACCCGUCUUUUGAUAUUUCCGUUGAUGUCGAUCAAACUUUCAAUCUCCUCAAUGAGAGCGUGUCAUGCCAGUCUAUAAAUGCCAGUCUAGAUAUCAAUGUUACAGCGAAAGCACAUGCACUUGCUACUUUAGGUGUAUCUGUCAACGGGACUAUUAUUCCCCCCGAAAUUGAUGAUUUCGAAAUCAUAGCUAAUCUUGAUGCUACUCUUGAUAGUGCUAUCGAUAUUCUUGCCGAUGUUACUGGCACACUGGACUCUGGACGAAUUGUUCUUCUCCAGAUUCCUAUAUCAGGUAUCGAUUUCCCUGGCAUCUUUUCUGUUGGACCCUCUUUCGAAAUCGAUGCUGAGGCCAAGGCAGAGUUGGAUGCUAAUCUCGACCUUAGCGUCGGUGUUGUGUAUAACAUCUCUCAGGCUCAAUUCAUUUAUCCACCCGAUGGGGGUAAUACGACGAGUAGUGGAUCCUUUAAUGCUGGGGAUACACCGUUGAAGCUUUCGGUCGGCACCGCCGUCAAUGCUACGGGCAUGAUCGAAGCACAUCUGAUACCGCGCCUCAACUUGGGCGUAUCCGCUUUCGCCGAUGAGGUUACAGCCACCGUGUUUCUGGAGUUGGAUGCUAGUGCGACCCUGGAUCUCGAGAUCGAUGGAGCGGCAGAAGCCAACGCCACAAUCGGAGAUGGGUCGACGAGCACAGAUGUUUCUUCGGAUAUGUUGACUACAUCAGAAUUGACUUCAACUGGUGCUGCGGUUGGGAUCGCAGCAGCGGAGAGCAGCUCUGCUAUAGACUCUGACAGCCAACUCUCUUCUGUUGACACACCGAGCUCGUCACCGCCGGACAUGACAACCUCUUUAGAUCCAACAACCUCUUCCGCCCUAAUCGUUCCGACUUCUUCUGUCGAUAGUUCAACUGUUACUUCCAUCUCAACCCUCUCCACUGAAACUACCGCUGUUUCUGAUACACUCAAUCGCAAGAGGCGAAUCCAGGCGACCCCCACUGCUGAAGCUGUAUACGCCGCAAGAUCAGCUGCAGCCCGCUCUGUUUCUGCCACUGACACUGGUGUGUCUACGAAUACCAGCACCAGUGGCGGAGGAUGUGUCUCCGUUUAUUUAGGGUUUGACGUCAAUAUUGGGGCAGAAGGGAACCUUUUCGAUAUCAUCAAGGGUAGCGUGACCGACACGCUGUUCAGCAAAGAUUUUGAGCUCUUUGAGAAAUGCUUCGGGUCUCGAACUGGUGAGACUGCGACUCUAAGACGACGAGAUCGAAUAGCAAGUCGAUCGAUGCUCGACCUUCUCUGUUCAACCAGUGAUCUUUCUCAAGUUACGCCGAUUGUGGAUGAAGACAUUAGUGCUUCCGGGUGACUCGUAGCCCUCAAGUCUAAAACCAUCUAUCAACCACGCUUUCUUCGUCGACUAUAAUAUUUAUAAUCUUUCGUAUUUGAAUAUCACAUUCGCAUUCAUUUCGUGAAGUACCAUCCGUUCCGGGAAUGUCUCGCCAUUCUGUAUCUCUCAUUUGUACUGACCAUCUUUAUCCAGCGCAGGAACUUACCGUCGCCGACUCUGUCGAUCUGUAGCUUAUGUGUUCUUUUGGAAGACUAUCCUGUGCACCGAGUUCCUUGGUUCCAUGAAUGAUAUACCAGCGAAUGCGCAAUUCCCUUGCGUAUAGUGAUCAGUC
Molecule: messenger RNA, 2368 nt
Organism: Guyanagaster necrorhizus
Lineage: Eukaryota; Fungi; Basidiomycota; Agaricomycetes; Agaricales; Physalacriaceae
Exons: 10
Coding region: 40-2055 (671 amino acids)
Source: RefSeq, a predicted model, not a curated record